This is a messenger RNA of Mangifera indica (mango), 1125 nucleotides long. Its product is annotated as proteasome subunit alpha type-3. Gene Ontology annotation, biological process: ubiquitin-dependent protein catabolic process. The record is from RefSeq and is a predicted model, not a curated record. NCBI's taxonomy places the organism in Eukaryota, Viridiplantae, Streptophyta, Magnoliopsida, Sapindales, Anacardiaceae. The coding region runs from base 120 to 869 and encodes 249 amino acids. The transcript has 10 exons. Gene Ontology annotation, cellular component: nucleus; proteasome core complex, alpha-subunit complex; proteasome core complex.
ACUAUUUCGUGACUGCAAAGAAAAAAGGCUCUAUAUUUGUCGAAGCUGGGCUUUCUCUGUGGCAUACUUGAAAAGAAACACAAGGGAAAAGUCCCAAUAAUCAAAAUCAAAGCAACAGAAUGAGCAGCAUAGGAACAGGCUACGAUCUGUCCGUCACUACAUUUUCUCCCGAUGGUCGCGUUUUCCAGAUCGAGUACGCCGCCAAAGCUGUCGAUAACAGCGGGACUGUCAUCGGAAUUAAAUGCAAAGAUGGGAUUGUUAUGGGAGUGGAGAAGUUAAUUGCAUCGAAGAUGAUGUUACCUGGUUCUAAUCGAAGAAUCCACUCUGUUCAUCGUCAUUCCGGCAUGGCUGUUGCAGGAUUAGCAGCUGAUGGGAGACAAAUUGUUGCACGGGCAAAGUCUGAAGCCACAAACUAUGAAAGUGUGUAUGGUGAGCCAAUUCCUGUGAAAGAACUUGCUCAACGAGUUGCUAGUUAUGUGCAUCUAUGUACUCUAUAUUGGUGGCUCAGACCUUUUGGAUGUGGGGUAAUUCUUGGAGGUUAUGACCGAGAUGGGCCACAAUUGUACAUGGUUGAGCCAUCUGGUGUUUCCUAUAGGUAUUUUGGUGCUGCAAUUGGUAAAGGCAGGCAGGCAGCCAAGACAGAGAUUGAGAAGUUGAAACUUUCUGAGUUGACCUGCCGCGAAGGCGUUAUUGAAGUAGCUAAGAUUAUUUAUGGAGUGCAUGAUGAGGCAAAGGACAAGGCUUUUGAAUUGGAAAUGAGCUGGGUCUGUGACGAGUCAAACCGCCAGCAUCAAAAGGUUCCGGAUGAACUUCUGGAGGAAGCUAAGGCAGCAGCUAGAGCAGCAUUGGAGGAGAUGGAUGCGGAUUAGUGCUGCAGAGCUCUUAUGUUUGUUUAGAGUUUCAUGGUAUUUGUUUUGUUGAAACCACUACAAAAAAAAUAUGUGUAUGGAGUAGAUUGGCGAAUUGGUGGGAUUGAUGGUGACAGUGGACUUCAGUUUAGUUUAUUAUGAGUCACCAAAAUUUUGGUGCCUUAGUAAAAAGAAGAAAAGAUGUCAACCCGUUUUGUUGGUACUACUGCUUAUUCCAUGAGUUGUGGAGGAUAUCCACAUGGUCUCUACUUCUUCA